AUGGUGCACAGAGUCCUCUUCUGGGGCGGCUUCGGCGUUGCCGUCCGCGUUUGGCAGCUCGGCCUCGAAAUGCGACCUUUCUUCAACAGGGGCUCAUUAUGGGCCUACCCAGUUUUCGCGGGUGUUGGUGCGAGCUUCGGAUACUGGCUACAGGGCGUCGAUGAGCGACAGACAGCAGUCUUGGAGGAGCGCAAGAAAAUCAUCCUGGAGAAACGGGCAAGGAAAGCCGCCCGUGAUGCCGAAGCCGGAACCGUAUAA
Messenger RNA from Xylaria bambusicola, 258 nucleotides. RefSeq lists its product as uncharacterized. The coding region runs from base 1 to 258 and encodes 85 amino acids. Lineage: Eukaryota; Fungi; Ascomycota; Sordariomycetes; Xylariales; Xylariaceae. The transcript has 2 exons. The record is from RefSeq and is a predicted model, not a curated record.